This is a messenger RNA of Pelodiscus sinensis (Chinese soft-shelled turtle), 1003 nucleotides long. NCBI's taxonomy places the organism in Eukaryota, Metazoa, Chordata, Testudines, Trionychidae. The record is from RefSeq and is a predicted model, not a curated record.
AGGGGUUAGGGGAGAGGGGAAGGAGGGUGGUAUGGCUAAUGAGGGGAGGGGAGAGUAACAGGGCGGUCCAUGGGGGUACUCAGGGUAACAGGACAGGGUCACACUAACAUUCCUAUUGAAUCACCCAUCCCAUUUUCCAUUUCCCCUUGGGUCACAGAUUGUGAAUGUGGCCACAGGUUCCCUGGCCUCGUCUCUCUUCCCAGGACACCGUUCGCGCCAUGCGAUCACUGCCUUGGCCUACCACCCAGGGAGAUCCAAUCUGCUCCUGGCUGUGGGGGCAGAUGGCAUCAUCUCUCUCUAUAGUGUGGAUUCCGGGAAGCUGCUGACGACGGUGACAGAGAAGGAGAAUGAGAUCAAUGCCAUGGAUUUCUGCAUGGAUGGCAGCACCUAUGCCACAGCUGGCAAAGACCGGCACAUUCGGCUCUAUGCCAGCCACACCAACCAGCUGUCCCACAUUCUGCAGGCUCCUGACUUCAUGACUGGGGACGUGACACCAAUCAGUGGCCAUUCUCGCCGAAUCUUUGCCCUCCGCUUCCACCCUGGGGAGCGCCAUGUGUUCCUGACAGGUGGCUGGGAUGACUGUGUGAAGAUCUGGGACAAGCGGAUGACUAAGGAGGCCCAGAGGGUGAUUAAUGGGCCUCAUAUCUGUGGCCCAGGCCUCGACAUCCGGGGGAACCACGUGCUUACUGCCUCCUGGGUGGCCCACAAUGCGCUUCAGCUCUGGGAUCUGCGGACCUCUCAGCUGCAAAAGAACCUCCCCUUUCCUGGGGGCCCCAUGCAGGGCCAGUUCCUCUAUGCAGCCCGCUUCUGUGACCAGGACGUGGUGGUGGCUGGGGGCAGCGGCACCAGUGGAGCCAGUGCCAUCCAUGCUGGCACUAACCAGGUGCUCGGCGAGAUCCCGCUGCCCAACAAACCAGUGCAGGCUGUGGCAGUGGGCCAGUUUCCAGAUGAUGCAAGAAACUCUCCAGCAUUCCUGGGAAAUUCAGCCUGGCCUUUGGGAUAA